UUUUUAAACCUAAAUAUGGAUUCGCUCAUGCCGAUCAAGGCGAGGGGCACACCUGUGAAAAACGUAACAUCUUGUGUUUGCUGUGGCAAAGCUAAAAAUGAUGGGGGCGGGCAGUUUUACCGGAUCGAGUGUAAACAAACGAAAGCUACCGAGAAUUCUCUCGCGAUUCUUUUGGAGCGCUACGGUGGAUUGAUGGUUGUUCAUGGAUAUGCAUGCAGGAAAUGUCAUGACAGAGUGAAGAGGAUUCACACAUUAACGAAAGACUUCUGGGACAUGUGUCAAGAAUCAAGCAAAUCAACUAAAACAAAACGAUGUGCAUCCUCACCCCUGACUCCUUCAGUGUCCAAUGAACCCAUGAUUUCUAACCACAGAAAAGUACAGAGACGACUAAUUAUGUCUGCUGAGGAACAUACUUCAUCCUCACUGUCAGGGGCUUCUGAUCCCGAUAAGGUGGCACUCAUUGAUGAAAUAGGCUAUGAGUGUAAUGUGAGCACAACAAAGCGUGAUUAUCAUGAUCAUACGUACUUCAAAGAUCCAGAUAACUCUGAAACAGGUGGGAAGAAUUGCAAGAUUACAUCACCCAAUAUGUCCAGAACUUUAGGCUCCAGUCGGUUGCUUGCCAAUUCUCUUAUAAACUGUGAUGCCUCCUUGAGACAGAGUUUGACUUGUUCUGAUAUCUAUCUUUUGACAGAAGCUAUUAAUUCCUUCUCAGUUUUCUCUGCUGCUGAAGCAGUGAUGAAGAUUCCACAUUUGAAAUCAGCCAUAGAAAAACAUUUUCUUCAAAAAGUAGACCAUAGUGUUUCAGAGUUGAACCGCAGGAAUGUUGAACAUGGCUAUGUGUCUGAACUUAUGGCCAAAGACUAUAACAAUCUUUCUGAUUUCAAAUGGCAAACUGUUGUGGAAGAAAUUGCUGUCAAAUCUGUGUUGGACAUGGUGGUGUAA
Haliotis rubra (blacklip abalone) is the source of this 942-nucleotide messenger RNA. RefSeq lists its product as uncharacterized. Lineage: Eukaryota; Metazoa; Mollusca; Gastropoda; Lepetellida; Haliotidae. The transcript is spliced from 4 exons. The coding region runs from base 16 to 942 and encodes 308 amino acids. The record is from RefSeq and is a predicted model, not a curated record.